Molecule: messenger RNA, 207 nt
Organism: Rotaria sp. Silwood2
Lineage: Eukaryota; Metazoa; Rotifera; Eurotatoria; Philodinida; Philodinidae
Source: the annotation of a GenBank genome assembly
AUGCCUGAUUUGAAUAUGAUUGCUGAAAAUAUUGAUGAAAUUGAACUUGGUCAUCUUUUACAACUUGUUCUUGUUUGUGCUGUCAUUUGUGAUCGAAAACAAUUUUAUAUUAAAAAUAUUAUGUCAAUGAAAAAAUCGAUUCAACUUAUUCUGAUAAAUGCUAUUCAAGAAAUGAAUAGAAAAAUCAUUGAAUUGAAGUACAAAUAA